Molecule: messenger RNA, 1614 nt
Organism: Salvelinus sp. IW2-2015
Lineage: Eukaryota; Metazoa; Chordata; Actinopteri; Salmoniformes; Salmonidae
Product: cytochrome b5
Cellular component (GO): membrane; intracellular membrane-bounded organelle
Molecular function (GO): heme binding
Source: RefSeq, a predicted model, not a curated record
UCCUGAUACGCACCAGGACCUACAAUAAAACUCRGAACUCUGUUCCUACUUCGAAUCAUUUGAUAGAUUGUAACAUUCUGGAUUCACAUUCAUUUCAGAUAUAUUUAUUGAAAAGAUAAAUGGAGGAUAAAGGCGAGGACAGACACGCUGUAAAAUACUACCGAUUGUCGGAAAUCGAGGAACGAAAUUCAUUCAAGAGUACAUGGAUUAUAAUCAACCAUAAAGUCUACGAUGUCACCACAUUUUUGGAGGAGCACCCAGGUGGAGAGGAGGUCUUGAGAGAGCAGGCCGGCGGCGAUGCCACAGAGAGCUUUGAAGAUGUCGGACACUCAUCAGAUGCCAGGGAGAUGGCUGCCAACAUGGUCAUUGGAGAACUGCAUCCAGAUGACCGACUGAAGAUUGACAAACCUUCAGAACAACUCAAGGAAACCUCUAGUUGGUGGACAAACUGGUUGAUCCCUGGUUUGGCUGCAGCUGUCGUCACGGUGAUGUACCAAAUGUACACGUCGGAGAAGUAACUGCGCCAUCCGUUCGUCACCUUUGCAAAUCAUAUGUCAAUCAAUAUAACUGGCUUCAGAAUGACAGCUACAGAGCCUGCGUUUGAUCCCUGAGAAACUAUUGCUGCCUUUUGGGGAUUUGUACAGCUCAUAUGCAGUACUACAGUACUACAGUACACAGGAUUAAUUGAAUGUUUUUCCAUCCAAUCGCUCGGCAUCAUGUCAAUGAAGGCAUAUCAUUUUGUUGUUGUGUUAACCUUCAUUUUCUUGUCCUGAUUUACAUAUUGAUAAAUACAGUCGUGAAAAAGUAAGUACAUCUCCUGGAUUUUUUUUGAUUUUAAUAAAACCAUUUUUUUUUUUUGAUAUUUGGACAGAUGGAUAUGUAAUCUUCACUUUAACAAUAUUGACAGAUAAAGGUAACCUAAUUUAACCAAUGACACUGAAUGAUUACUUUGCAAUCAUUUAUUCAUAAAAAAAUGUACAGAAAUGCAAUUCCAGUGCAGAAAAAAUAAGUACACCCCUAGCUUCAAUAGCUGGUGUUGCCCCCUUUUUGCUGAAAUAACUUAAUGUAGUCGUUUUUUGUAAAUGUCUAUCAGUCUCUUACAUCGAAUGGGAUUCAUUUUUGCCCACUUGUCUUUACAGUACUGCUUCAACCGUGCCAUGUUCGAGGGCUUUAUUGCAUGCACGGCCUGCUUCAAGUCCCCCCACAGCAUUUCGACAGAAUUGAGAUCUGCGCCUUAAGUCGGCUGUUCCAUAAACUUCCAAUUCUUAUUUUUGAGCCAUUCUGCUGUAGCUUUGCUUGUGUGUUUUGGAUCAUUGUCCUGUUGCAAGAUCCAUGUUCGGUUCAGCUUCAGCUUUUUGACAGAUGGCCUCACAUGCUCCUCAAGAAUUCUCUGGUACAAUAUGGAAUUCAUGGUUGACUCAGGGCCUGGCCAAUUUGCCAUCAUUGAGGGAGCAAAGCCGCACCAAACCAUAAUGCUACCGAAACCCAUGCUUUACGGUUGGUAAGAGGUUCUUCUGUUCAAAGGCAGUGUUUCAUUUCCGCCAAACAUGGUUUCUGGCAUUGCAACUCCACCUUUGACUCAUCUUUCCAGAGCACAUUGUUCAAGUAGUUUUG